This is a messenger RNA of Chondrus crispus (carragheen), 144 nucleotides long. RefSeq lists its product as hypothetical. Bases 1 to 144 code for a protein of 47 amino acids. The record is from RefSeq and is a predicted model, not a curated record. NCBI's taxonomy places the organism in Eukaryota, Rhodophyta, Florideophyceae, Gigartinales, Gigartinaceae. The transcript has a single exon.
AUGAGUAUAUCCCUAAUGCCAGCCGCCCAUGAUCAGUACACUGAUCAUGGAUCUUUCACCCAACAAAGGUUCGAUCCAUGUUUGAGCGUCAGUCACGAAACUUGGUUCAGGGGUAGAAGACCCCGAUAUCAACCAUUCUGCUGA